AGAUCAGCUCUCCAAGUGAGUGGACUGAUUGACUCAGUUUCUCUGAUAGAACAUUAGGAUGGAAGGGCCAAAAGGCAGACAGGGGUGAUUGCCAAAAGCUGACUGCACCCCCGGAGGCGCUCCAAGUGAGAAGCGAGAUUCUCGCCUGAUCCCUUCACAGCGAAUAUAACACAGUAGAAAACUCCGCGGUCUUCGCCCAAUCGACGAAAUGGAAACUCAGGAGGUCGAAUUCAUCGCUGAGAAUACUCUCAUCGAAAUCGUGCCCAAAUUCAACCACGCAGUCAUACACCUGAUCACCGGAGAUUUCGGACCGUUCAUAGCUGGGAUGCCUGUUUCGGUCCCCCUCUGGGCAGCAUUGAAUUUCCGACAGAGACAGAAGUGCAGAAUCCUUCCUCCAGCUUGGAUGACAGUCGAGGAACUGGAAAAGAUCAAGCAGGAAGAGAAGGACAGUCAAGUUUUUACCAGAAUCCCCAGCGAGCACUACAGAGAGAUAACACAACUGCUGCUGGAGAACGCUACCCCUGAUAUACCAAGAGCAGAUGAAGUUCAUACACUAGUCAAAGACAUCUGGGAUAUGCGUUUAGCAAAGCUCCGGUCGUCCACGGAUGUCUUCAUCAAAAGUGAUGAAGUCCACGCUCAGGUUGAUCAUCUCACAAUGAUGGAACUCAAUACGGUCAGGCCUCUCUUACUAACUUCACUUAGAUUCGUCUCUCGUCUCAAGAAGAACCCCGAGGAGCAAAACUCCACGAUCAACGACUCCAGUACGAGCUUCAGUGUAUCGAUGCAAGUUUCCGACAGCGAACCCAUGCAAUAAGGCGGCCGUCGGACUGGGGCAGUUCGAGUACAUCCGACCACGAACUCUUGUAUUGAAGAUCAUAGUUUCGCGAGCACACUGUUUAUAAAGAUGAAUAACUAUUUAUA
This is a messenger RNA of Galendromus occidentalis (western predatory mite), 921 nucleotides long. It is a transcript of the gene Psf2, whose product is annotated as DNA replication complex GINS protein PSF2-like protein. NCBI's taxonomy places the organism in Eukaryota, Metazoa, Arthropoda, Arachnida, Mesostigmata, Phytoseiidae. The record is from RefSeq and is a predicted model, not a curated record. The transcript is spliced from 5 exons. Bases 209 to 814 code for a protein of 201 amino acids. Gene Ontology annotation, biological process: DNA replication; double-strand break repair via break-induced replication. Gene Ontology annotation, cellular component: GINS complex; nucleus.